GCGCGGGGAGCGGCCGCGGCGCUGGCAGCGGGUUCCCGGGCCGGACGAGAGCAGAUGGCGGCCCUGCUCCUCCUCUACCUGCCCGUCCUGCCGGGGCUGGCCGGCGCCUUCAACCUGGACACGGACAACGUGAUCAGCUGGAGCGGGGAGACGGGCAGCCUCUUCGGCUUCUCCCUGGCCAUGCACCGGCAGCUGCAGCCGCAGGAGAAACGGCUAUUGCUGGUUGGAGCUCCCCGGGAAAAGGCCUUUCCAGCCCAACAAGCCAACAGAACAGGAGGGCUGUACAGCUGUGACAUUGCAUCUCCAAAUACAAAUUGCAUGCGUGUCAGAUUUGAUGAGGAGACUGACCCGAAAAUGGAGAGUAAAGAAGACCAAUGGAUGGGUGUAACUGUCCAAAGCCAGGGGCCAGGAGGAAAUGUGGUGACGUGUGCACAUCGCUAUGAGAAGAGGCAGUAUGUAAACACGGUGCAGGAAACCCGGGAUAUCAUUGGAAGGUGCUAUGUGCUGAGCCAGGACCUCACUAUUAAGGACGAUAUGGAUAAUGGAGUAUGGAGUUUUUGUGAUGGUCGUUUAAGAGGCCAUGAGAAGUUUGGUUCCUGUCAGCAAGGUGUUGCUGCUACUUUUACUAGAGACUAUCAUUAUAUUGUGUUUGGUGCCCCAGGCACUUACAACUGGAAAGGGGUGGUUCGUGCAGAACAAAAGAAUCAGACAUUUUAUGAUCUGGGUAUCUUUGAUGAUGGGCCUUACGAAGUUGGUGAUGAGAGCCGCCAGGAUAAGAAUCUAGUCCCUGUUCCAGCUAACAGUUACUUAGGUCUUCUAUUUUUGACAGCUGUAUCUGAUACUCAUCCAGAUCAGUUUGUGUACAAAACAUUGCCUCCCAGCAUACAGGUGGACAAGUCAGUGGAUGUAAUGAUGAAUAGCUACUUAGGUUUCUCUUUGGACUCUGGUAAAGGAAUUGUCUCCCAAGAUGAGAUGACUUUUGUGUCUGGUGCCCCAAGAGCGAACCACAGCGGAGCUGUUGUUUUACUGAAAAAAGAAAAAAAUCAGAGAGCACUUUCCCUGGAGCACAUGUUUGAAGGAGAAGGGCUGGCCUCCUCUUUUGGCUAUGAUGUUGCUGUUGUGGACCUCAACAGUGAUGGCUGGCAGGACAUCGUUGUUGGGGCCCCACAGUACUUUGACAGAAGUGGGGAUAUUGGGGGCGCCGUGUACAUCUACAUGAACCGCCAAGGGAAAUGGGCAGGGGUGAAACCUCUUCGCUUAAAUGGAACCACUGACUCCAUGUUUGGACUUGCAGUUGAAAAUGUUGGGGACAUUAAUCAGGACGGAUAUCCAGAUAUUGCAGUAGGGGCUCCAUAUGAUGGUUUUGGCAAAGUAUACAUUUAUCACGGAUCCGAGAAUGGAAUAAAUACGAAACCAGCACAGAUUCUUGAUGGUGAAAAAACAAACACCCAUUUCUUUGGUUACUCUAUUGCUGGAAAUAUGGAUCUGGAUAAAAAUUCCUACCCUGAUGUUGCUGUUGGUUCCCUGUCAGAUUCUGUAAACGUGUACAGAUCUCGGCCUGUGAUAAGCAUUAGAAGAAACAUUACAGUACAGCCUGAUAGAAUUGAUCUAAAGAAAAAGAACCCUGAGGAUCAAGGUGAAGUAAGGAUGGAUGUGAAAGCGUGUUUUAAAUAUACUGCAAACCCCAGAGAUUUAAAUCCAAGAAUAAAGAUCGAUUACACGUUUGAAGUGGAGAACGAGAGGCGGAAGCUGGGCCUGCCCUCCAGGGUGCGCUUCAGUGACCACUCCUCUGAUCAGUUCACUGCAAGUACAACCCUCCGGGGACAGAACGCAUGGGAGUGUGUGACUACAAGGCUGAUACUGCAGGAUAAAAUUAAAGAUAAGCUACGUCCCAUUCCAAUAUCAGUCAGUGUUAAAAUUGCUGGCCUGGAGUCAUCAUCCAGGAGAAAAGAGAGUGCGCUUCCAGAUCUUACACCAAUUCUAAAUUCAAAUGAAUCUGAAACAGAGACCACAAAAGUGGAGUUCUUAAAAGAAGGAUGUGGAGAAGACAAUGAAUGUCACAGCAAUCUUAAGCUUCAGUACCGAUUUUGUACAAGAGAGGGAAAUGAAGACAGGUUUACUUAUUUACCACUUGAAAAUGGCAUGCCAGUGCUUGUUCUGAAAGACCAGAAAGAUAUUGCCCUGGAAAUAACAGUGACAAAUAAUCCAUCUCAUGUAAAAAAUCCACAAAAUGAUGGUGAAGAUGCUUAUGAAGCUAAACUAAUUGCAACCUUUCCAGACAGUCUGACGUACUCUGCAUUCAGAGAGAUGAGGGGUUAUCCUGAAAAACAACUAACGUGUGGUGCUAACCAAAAUGGCUCUCAAGCAGAGUGUGAACUUGGAAAUCCUUUCAAAAGAAAUGCUAAUGUAACCUUUUAUCUGAUCUUAAGUACCACUAAAGUUAAUGUUGAUACUACAGACUUAGACAUUAACCUGAAGCUGGAAACAACAAGCACUCAAGUUAAUUUGACUCCAAUUACAGCCAGUGCUAAAGUGGUUCUUGAAUUGCUUUUAUCACUCACUGGAGUUGCUAAGCCUUCUCAAGUAUAUUUUGGAGGUAACAUCAUUGGUGAGAGUGCUAUGAAAUCUGAAGAUGAUAUUGGAAACCUCAUAGAGUAUGAAUUCAGAGUAACUAACUUGGGCAGACCACUGAAAACAUUUGGCACUGCUUCCCUGGACAUCCAGUGGCCGAAAGAAAUUAGUAAUGGCAAAUGGCUGCUUUAUUUGAUGAAAAUAGACUCCAAAGACUUGGAAAAAGUCUCCUGUCAACCCGAGAAUGAAAUCAACAGUUUGCGUAUUGCGGAGUCCCAUAAUUCAAGAAGGAAGCGUGAAGUUGCAGAGAAGCAGAUUACAGACAGCCAGGCAUUUUCUUUAUUCUCAGAAAGAAAAUACAAGACCCUGAGCUGCAAUUCGAAUGCACGCUGUGUGGACAUAAAGUGUCCCCUGAAGGGUUUAGACAGCAAGGCAUCUAUUGUGCUGCGUUCCAGACUGUGGAACAGUACCUUCUUAGAGGAAUACUCAAAAAUGAAUUACCUUGACAUUCUCGUUAGGGCUUCUAUCAGUGUUCCUGCUGCAGCCAAGAAUGUUAAACUCACAAAUGAAGUUGCUCAGGUGCGUGUGACUGUAUUUCCUGCAAAAGCAGUAGCCCUUUAUACAGGAGUUCCCUGGUGGAUCAUCGCGGUGGCUAUCCUUGCUGGAGUACUCAUGCUUGCACUGUUGGUAUUCUUACUAUGGAAGUGCGGGUUCUUCCGGCGUUCCAGGUACGAAGACAGUGUCCCCCGCUAUCACGCUGUAAGAAUUCGAAAAGAGGAGCGACAGAUCAAAGAUGAGAAAAGCCAAGACCUUGAGACAAAACAGUGGUUCACCAAAUGGAACGAAAAUGAAAGUUAUUCUUAGGCAAAAAUGUUGUUUAUCCACAAAGUUCAGAUAGAGGUUAAGGUUUUCAUUUGUGGAAUAGUGAUGGAGUUAGACCUAUGAACACUACAGACAUUCACCAUUUGAUUGUAGAUAUUACUACUUAUAUUGAGGCUUUUAUUUGCACAGUUAAAAUGGCUUCAACAGACUUUAUUUGCCAUAUUUAAUUUCCACACUGCCUCUUCAUCCCCCUUAAAUAGAACCCACACUUUAGAAAAUACUAUGCUGAUUUGGGGUCUUUUCUGCAAAAUAAGCAAAACCACUACAGCAGACCUUUUGAUCCUCCUGUGAUCCUGACUUUUUUCCUAGUUAUUUAAGGAAUGCAUGAUUAAGGUCGAGUUCUUCACUGUUCCCUCAAUGCACAGUGCUCUAUUAACACACAGUGGCCUUGUCGCACUUUGUUCAAGUAUAACUGAAGACCUGUGAGUCUGCUUUAGUCAUAACCUUUGCCUGCUGCAGUAGUUAGAGCUUAACAAAAAGCAUCAUCUUAAAUUACACGUGCAAUGGGUCAUGUUGCUUGAUUUUGGGGUGUUUUUUUUGUUUUUUUUUUUUAAGAUCAGAUGGUGUGAUUCUUGCUCACAACAAAUAUACACAGUUUUGGGGUUUUUUUUAAGAGAGGCUUGAAUAUUAGAUGUACUUUCUGUAUAUAUAUUUUUUAGUCAUUUUUUGUAUUUAUUUUUAUUAUAAAUCAUUGUCUUUGACUAACUGGUAGGCCAAAGACUACUGAAUUUUUAAAUCCACUGUUCUGGUUUUUGUGUUUCUGUUUUUGAACUUCAAAUUAUGAGACCUGAGGCUUUCACUGCAUUUUAAUAAAUCACUGAAGGUGCCAAUGAUUUCUGAAAUGUAAAUAUUUAUGCAAAUUAUGUGUAUGGGUGCUUUCUUUUCCUGAUGCUUGUAACAUCAGGUACUGUAGCAUGAUUUGUAUAUUACUGUGGACUGUUUAUCAAUUUGGACACCAUGCUCAAGUAGUGUUUUAGAUACCGUUUUAUACUCACUGCAAGAAAGCGAAAAGUCCUUUGGAAACCUCUUUCCAGCUUUAUAAGGACUUCCUGGUUGGCAAAAGGCAUUGACUACUGCAACUGUUGUAUAGCACUUGAAGGAGGCUUUAGAUGCCUUACUUUCCUUAACUGUCAGGAUCUGAGCUGAUCCAUGUUGAGACUACUGAAUCAUCUUGAAUACCUGAAUGUUGACAAAAGUAGAAUAAUGUUAGUAAUAAUCCCAUUAUUGUAACAUAACUGAGAAAAUGAUUUAAAGAGUUUACUUUUUUACCCAUAUUCUAAAGCCUUGGUACUAUUUAAGAACAAAGAUUUAGCUCACAGUUGUAUAUUCCAUGUGAAACAAAAUUCUGCUCAAAAAAUAUGCAUGUUAAUUGCUUCUAAUACGAACUAUGCAAAAACCUCUUGGUACUUUUUCCCCUCAUAGGGUAAAAACCUGCUAGGAGGGCAGUUGUCAAGUAUCUUAUUUUUUACUGCUAACUUUGAAUGUACCUUCUUGGAAGGUGUGGUAGCCUAAAAAGUUACCUUUAGUGUUAAGAAAGAUGAGUCUAUUAAAACCACAUAAUUUCAGUAUGUUACAACCCUGACUUUAUGGACACUUACAUAUUAAUUCAGAUGUUACCAAAUUUUGAGCUUCUGGAAUCCUAGCUUGUUUGCUUAAAGGCUCAGUGGCAUCAGAAGCCAGGCUAACCGGGGGCUAAGAAGCUUGAGAAAUAUCCCUGAAUAUAAAAUCAGAUUGUGGCCCUCAUCUAAGAACAGGAAUGUCUUAGCAGUGUUAAAGUUCUUGAAAAAUAAGUCAUGUCACUGGUAUAUUUUUUCUCAAACUUUUGCUAGACCAGCUAAGAAUACUACAUCAUUCCAUGAUUAGCAAUUACCUGUGGAUAUUUGUAUAGAAGUGUGAAAUAAAUUUUUUUUAAUUAAA
Messenger RNA from Hirundo rustica (Barn swallow), 5370 nucleotides. It is a transcript of the gene ITGA6, whose product is annotated as integrin subunit alpha 6. The transcript has 26 exons. Bases 55 to 3435 code for a protein of 1126 amino acids. The record is from RefSeq and is a predicted model, not a curated record. Gene Ontology annotation, biological process: cell adhesion mediated by integrin; cell-cell adhesion; cell-matrix adhesion. Gene Ontology annotation, molecular function: integrin binding. Gene Ontology annotation, cellular component: external side of plasma membrane; integrin complex. Lineage: Eukaryota; Metazoa; Chordata; Aves; Passeriformes; Hirundinidae.